CCAAGCCAUCUUACCUCAACGUUCAAGGUCAACAUUACCUUCAAACUUCCGAAUUUACUCGAAACUCGAUACCAUACAACGCCCAUUCAUCUUGAAGCAUUCACCGAUAUAUUUUUACAGGGACACAACAGGCAUACACGAACCUUUAUCUUUUCCCACCCAGACGUGACAGGCUACGCACUGAGGGGUGUUGUACACGUUGGAACUGCAUACCGUCGGGGUUGAGAUAUUCGUUCGUUUAGCGAAUCAACUAUAUCAGAGUAUGGAUACUCAAUAUAGUGUCAAUUAUCAUCAACUCGCAUAAAUCGAUUACGACGCACGGAGGAACUGGAUUUCACUGGAUCAAGAACCGUUCAACAGCAUCGCGAACUCGAGGUCGACGUCCAUCAAUUCUGUCAUACACUGGUCCUUGUCCAGCGCUCAAAAGAUAUAUAAAUAUGUACAUUGGACAUGUGGUUUACGGCUUUUUUGCUGUCCCUCACUUUCUCUCCACUUCCAUUUUUUUGCAAUGAGUUUCUUCCAAGAAGCCUGCGGGGUUUCGAUUGGACAGGGCACAUUCAACGCGGUUACGGGAAACCAGACAAAUCAUAUCUAUAAUGGGAUGGUUCAGCAGAAGAAGCAUACAAUAUACGACGAAUUCUACGAAAUCAAGCUCGGCGGAGUGCACAGAAUUCGGGACAUACAUUGCGAGAAUUACCCAAGGCGAUGGGACAUCGGUAUCAGGGAGUGGUAUGAAGAGAGACGCCUUCGUGUUGAUCGAACGAUUUGUGCUGCCGAAAUCCGUGGUGAACAGGGCUCAAGGUUUACGGUGGUUUCGUACAGUGGACCAGAAAAGGAUAAGGCAUGGAAGGAAGACUUUCAACUGGUUUCGAAAGCUACAAACACGACCAAGAUGCAACUAUUCGGGAUCAACCGGUCAAGUGUGCCUCUGCUGAUAUUUUAUGGAGAGCUUGUGCCUCUUGCCCAUGUGUGGGAUAGGGUUGGACUCUUGGGGCAAAGUUAUGCUAAUACAUUGUCGUACGACGUAUUGGAUUGUGCCGCUCCAUCUGAGAUGUGGAUAGAUCCUGCGCAAGGAACUUUGAUUCGUGGAGUGGAGGGGCCCAAUCGCUAUCUAUAUCAUCCUAACUUGUCCGAGUCCUCUGUCGAGACGCUGCCACCACUGCUAUCAAGUGUCGAACUUCUUCUCGACGAAGAUGUUUGCUUCCGCUACUUGUCUCGGUUCCCAUUUGAUAAGGAAUUCGACAGACGCGUCAUUGAGGUGCUCUACUUCACGUCCGAGAAUGGGUGGAGAUCUCGGAUUGUCCAUCAUGAGAAACCCUACGUACUUUCAAGCACGACAAAUUCCAUAAUCGCAGUCGGAAGUGGCAGUCACGUAUACUGGACUGGAUUUAGUGGAUUCGAGUGCCUUGAAGACCAAGUAUUGAUGCCAGAUGGGAGAACAAGAUUCACUCUUAUCAACGAAGCCACAAACUUGAUUUUAUGCUCCGAUAUACUUGGCGAUAAACGUGUCUGGCUCUCACAGGCUUCGAGUAUAUUUGACAGACUCGGAAUUUCGUUGAACGACGAUCUGUCGUCUUACAAGCUCAUCCUACCAGACAUCGAGUUGAGAGGAUCAAUUGAAGGCUCGCAACGACGCUCGGAGGAUCAACCCAUAUACCUAUUCCUCCAUCAGCUCCAUAGUAUCUCUCCGCCACUCGAAGUUGGUUCAGUCGUGUCCAUCCACACCUGGUCUCAUGAUAAAAAUGGACAAAUAGCCAUCCCACGCCAUCAUUACAAAGACCUUGGUCUACCCACUGAGCUUAGUGUGAAAGAAUUCACAAGCUACCCAUGUUCCUGGCCUAGCGAGACGUACAAAUCCAUCCACAAAUGGCAGAUUGCAAGAGGAUUUGAUCCAACUACCAUUGACUUCACGCGUUACCUGAGAUAUCCCAUAUAUGAAGUUCAGCAAGAGUCAGGGUCAGCUAGGUUUGAAGAAGUGUGCGUGGAUGAAUUUCCAUUCCUUUUUGGCAAGUUGUGUUGGUCCGAUAAUUCACGCUCUCUAGGCCUGUCUGAAGCAUCAACCUUUGCGGAAAACUCAAGGUGACGAGGUUAACGACAAAUGGUUCAAUCUGAUCAGCACUCAAAGCACCGUUCACGUACGCCGCCGACGAAGAAUCGAACAUGUCGGCGGCAUUGAUGUCGGACUGUCGGACACUGUCGGAGCGACGGAAUGGUCCAUACGAAGAGUGGUUCAGUAUCGGUUGCAAACACGGCUUUAUAUUACUAUGCAAAGUUACAGU
Molecule: messenger RNA, 2279 nt
Organism: Marasmius oreades (fairy-ring Marasmius)
Lineage: Eukaryota; Fungi; Basidiomycota; Agaricomycetes; Agaricales; Marasmiaceae
Exons: 10
Coding region: 509-2083 (524 amino acids)
Source: RefSeq, a predicted model, not a curated record